CUAGGCUGGAUAUUCAUGUCAAGUCGUGUCAAUGCAAUCCUACAGAAAUGUCAUAUGUUUUCUUCAACUACCGUAGUUCUUGCAGCUUCAAGUUCAACCCAGAGUGUAAGGCAGUGUGUGGCUGAUGAGUCUCUCUGAGGUGAAAGAGACUGACGAGGCUUCACCUACACCAGGUAAAACAGCGGAACAUGACGUGGAUAUGGACAAUAGGAUGAGUCUCACUAAAGAAAGAUCACAGGGAGAUACUGAUCCCAGCACAGCAACGACGCCAUCAUAUGCCCAGCCGAGUCCUCUGACUAUGGAGAUCAAUGAGGCUAAAGCACAACUGUCUGAACUGACGCAUACUUCAUGCUUUGGUCAGAGAAAUAGAUCAGUUUCCCCUGUGCUAAGUCUUAUAUCAAUGAAGAGCAGUGACUCCAUGAUGCAGCCUAUCAAUAUCGAUGGAGGGACUGGCCAUUCUGAUCACAGUAGAUCAGUCUCCCCAGUGCCAAGUGUUUUAUCAAUGAAGAGCAGUGACUCCAUGAUGCAGCCUAUCAAUAUCGAUGGAGGGACCGGCCAUUCUGAUCACAGAUCAGUCUCCCCAGUGCCAAGUGUUUUAUCAAUGAAGAGCAGUGACUCCAUGAUGCAGCCUAUCAAUAUUGAUGGAGGGACUGGCCAUUCUGAUCACAGUAGAUCAGUCUCUCCAGUGCCAAGUGUUUUAUCAAUGAAGAGCAGUGACUCCAUGAUGCAGCCUAUCAAUAUUGAUGGAGGGACCGGCCAUUCUGAUCACAGAUCAGUCUCCCCAUUGCCAAGUCUAUUAUCAAUGAAGAGCAGUGACUCCAUGAUGCAGCCUAUCAAUAUUGAUGGAGGGACUGGCCAUUCUGAUCACAGAUCAGUCUCCAGAGUGCCAAGUGUUUUAUCAAUGAAGAGCAGUGACUCCAUGAUGCAGCCAAUCAAUAUCGAUGGAGGGACCGGCCAUUUUGAUCACAGGGAUUGUGUAAGCGCCGAUGGAGAUGUCAUUGAAGCAUCAGAGAGCACCUGUGCUCUGUGUUCCAACAGUUCCAGAUCACCUUCACCCUCACACACGGUUCAGCCAGACAACAACUCGUAUUCUGGUUCCAUCAAACCAGAGGACAAUAUCCUGGAAACAGUGAAGAUGAACCAUAAAGCCGCGAUGAAAAAGAGGUUUGAGCAUGUAUGUGAGGGAAAUAUUAAACCAGGAAACAAAACUCCUUUAAACAGGAUAUUUACACCCCUCUAUAUCACUGAGGGGUGGACUGAAAGUCUGAAAGCCCAUGAAGCUCGACAAAUUGAAACAUCAAGAAGACAGACACAAGAUAGCAUAAUCAACUGCAAUGAUAUCUUUAAAACAUUGCUGGAAGAGAAAGUGUGUAUCAGAGCAGUGCUAACCAAAGGGGUUGCUGGCAUUGGAAAAACAGUGUCUGUUCAGAAAUUCAUCCUUGAUUGGGCAGAGGACAAGGCAAAUUGUGAUAUAGAUUUCAUAUUUGUGCUCCCUUUCCGAGAAAUGAACCUAAUCACAAAUGAACAGUACUGUUUUCACCAACUUCUGGUUGAUUUCCAUCCUGCCUUGAAACGGCUAACAGAUAACAAGAUGUAUGCGGAGUGCAAUCUGGUUGUCAUAUUUGAUGGGCUGGAUGAAAGCAGAAUAACACUGAACUUUACCAGUGAUCAAGCCCUGAAACUCCAUGAUGUUUCAAAGAUGUGUUCAAUUGGCGAUCUGAUCACAAACCUGAUCCAGGGGAAUCUUCUCCCAUCAGCCCACAUAUGGAUCACAUCAAGACCAGCAGCAGCUGGACAGAUCCCUGGUCAGUUCAUUAGUCGUGUGACUGAGGUGCGUGGAUUCACUGACCAACAGAAGGAUGAGUACUUUCGGAAGAAAAUAAGUGAUCAGACUCAGGCCAAGCAAAUCAUCUCACACAUUAAGACAUCAAGAAGUCUUAACUUCAUGUGCCACAUACCAGUUGUCAGUUGGAUCUCGUCCAUUGUGCUUCAAGAAGUCUUCCAAAACAACAGGGAAGAAAUACCCCAAACUCUUACUGAAAUAUUCACUCAUUUCUUAAUCAUUCAGAUGAACAUGAAGAGCCAGAAAUUUGGGGAAAUGGAAGACGGGGCUCCAAGCAGCAAGGUUCUUGAGGCAAACAAAGAUGUCAUUUUGAAGUUAGCAGAACUAGCAUUUACACAACUGGAGAAAGGAAAUCUGCUGUUCUAUGCAGAGGACCUUGAGGAAUGCGGCAUUGAUGUCACUGAGGCCUCAGUAUACAGUGGUUUGUGUACAGAACUUUUCAGAGAAGAAUUCGUGUUCACGCAAAAAAAGGUGUUCUGUUUUGUGCACCUCUCGAUUCAGGAGUUUCUUGCAGCUCUCUAUGCAUUUUACUCCUACGUGAACAGAAACUUCACAGCUCUGACAUCUCUCCUCACUGGUUGGGAGAGACAGCACUUCCUGGAAACACUGCUGAAGGACGCUGUGGACAAGUCCUUGGAGAGUGAAGAUGGACACUGGGACAUGUUUGUGCGGUUCCUUUUGGGGCUCUCACUGGAGUCGAACCAGAGACUCCUACAUGGCCUACUGACACACAUAGUGAGCAGCUCAGAGAGCAUCGAGAAAACCAUCAAAUAUACCAAAGAAAUCAUCCGCUACAAAGAUGUCAAAGAAAGAUGCAUGAAUCUCUUACUCUGUUUGCUUGAAAUGAAAGACCACUCGUUGCACAUAGAGAUUCAAGAGUACAUUGAUUCUGGGAAAGAUCUUUCACCCUCUCACUGUUCAGUACUGGCCUAUAUAAUCUUGGUCUCCCAAGAUGCACUUGAUGAAUUUGACCUUCAGAGGUACAACACCACGAGUAAAGGUCAUCAAAGACUUUUAGAAGCUGUUGCAGGCUGCAGAAAGGCUCGGCUGGUCGGGUGUCAACUCACUGUGGAAUGCUUUGAGACUGUAACACAGGCACUUGAGUCAGAUAUUUCACAACUGAGAGAACUGGAUCUAAGUUACAACGACCUACAGAUUGUUACAGCUGAAGCCCUCUCCCUUCGACUGCAAAAUUCUCAAUGCAAAGUGGAAGCCCUGAGGCUUGUUUGCUGUGGACUGAAAGAAGACUUUGGUGAAUUCAUAAGCUCCAUUUUCCAGUGGCCACACUCAUACCUAAAAGACCUUGACCUGACAAACAACGAUCUUUGCGACACUGGAGUAGAAUUUCUUUCAAAUGGGUUAAGCUCUGCAAAUUGUAAAGUGGGGACUCUAAGGCUUUCUGGCUGUCUCAUUACAGAGAAGGGUUGUGAAUUCUUAUCCAAAGCUUUGGUUUCAAACCACUCCCACCUUAAAGAGCUGGAUCUAAGCUACAAUCACCUUGGAGACUCAGGGGUCGAGUUACUUUCGUCUCAGAACAUGGGCUUUAAACUGGAGAAUCUCAAUGUUGACCAUGAUGGAAAGAAGUUUCUGAAACCCGGUCUGGAGAAAUAUGCUCAUGAGCUCACCUUGGACCCAAACACAGCCCACCACAUGCUUGGGCUCUCUAAAGGAGACACCAAGGCUAUGAAUACAAAAUCUAGCAAUUCCUAUUUGAAUCACCCAGAGCGAUUUGAAGUUUUUGAGCAAGUGCUGUGCAGAGAGGGUGUGACAGGACGUGCUUACUGGGAAGUGGAAUGGACUCGUCAAGGAGCAGCUAUUGCAGUGGCAUACAGAGACAUGAGCAGGAAAGGGGCGCAUGACAGCCAAUUUGGGUGUAACAACAAGUCCUGGUGUCUCAGAAGUCACUUUUGGGGCAAUUGUGUUGUCCAGCACAAUAACAAGACCACACAAGUGCCAAUACCCAAACCCAACGCGAGGCAACACAGAGUGGGGGUGUAUCUGGACUGGCAGGCUGGCACUCUUUCAUUCUAUCAAGUGUGUGAGAUGGACACAAAAAUCCAUCUGCACACCUUUACUGCCAAGUUCACUGAGCCCCUUUAUCCAGGGUUCUGGGUUGACCGUGACUCCUCUGUGUCUCUGUGUCUGAUUGACUAGCUCCCAUAUUCCACACACUCACUCAGGAGAUGUGAAGUCCAAGCUUAAGCUACCUCAUGUCUUUACCCAGCAUUGCUUUAUGGAUGUAUAUAAAUUAUAUCAAUGAGUUUUUAUCAUUAUUUCUCAUGAACAUUCGUUUACAGCAAUUAAAGUCAUAACAUAGUCAUGACAUGUUUUCACUUUAUCCCAAUGUUACUUUACACACCUUCAUGUCUUAAAUCACUUAACCCUCAUGUUGUCCAAGCAAUGUUUAACAUCAUAAAAUUGUUCACUUGUUUGGCUUUG
Molecule: messenger RNA, 4282 nt
Organism: Sardina pilchardus (European sardine)
Lineage: Eukaryota; Metazoa; Chordata; Actinopteri; Clupeiformes; Clupeidae
Product: protein NLRC3-like
Exons: 15
Coding region: 125-3997 (1290 amino acids)
Biological process (GO): intracellular signal transduction
Molecular function (GO): protein binding
Source: RefSeq, a predicted model, not a curated record